AUGAACACACGCCAAGUCAUCGAUGAGUCUGUGGGGCCGUACUCGCUGUCGGCGGCCUUUAACAGCGACAGCAGCUGCUUCUCAGUGGGCUUGGACACCGGGUUCUGCAACUUCAAUGCGGGCAUCGGCGUGGUCGAAAUGCUAGGCCAAUCCAACUAUCUGGCCAUCGUGGGCGGAGGCCGAAAUCCCAAGUUCCCUCAGAACAAGUUGGUCAUUUGGGACGAUGCGAAGCAGAAAGCAGCCCUCACCCUCGAAUUCCGCACCUCCGUCCUCGGCAUCCGCCUUUCUAAAUCCAGAAUUGUCGUCGCGCUUUUGAAUAGCAUUCACGUAUUCGCUUUUUCCAAUCCUCCGCAGAAACUCUCGGUUUUCGAGACCUCCGAUAAUCCUCUUGGUUUGGCUUGUUUGGGACAGAAGCUGCUCGCCUUUCCUGGUAGGUCUCCAGGACAGGUCCAGAUGAUUGAGCUUGAGACGGGGAACAUUAGCAUCAUCCCCGCCCAUAGUACUCCGCUGCGGGCGAUAGCCUUGAGUCCCGACGGGGAGGUCCUGGCAACGGCGAGUGAAGCGGGGACCUUGAUUCGAACCUUCGCUACAGGGAAUUGUACGAAAAUGGCAGAAUUGCGGCGGGGUGUAGAUCAUGCGGUGAUAUUUUCUCUUUCCUUUUCUCCUUCCAACUCCUUGCUUGCAGUGACGUCCGACAAAUCUACUCUCCACAUCUUCGACCUUCCACAUCCGCACCACGUCGGCCGCAGCCAGUCGCCGGCCUCGGGCUCUGAGGAAGCUACCAACCAAAAAUGGGGGAUCUUGGGCAAAAUUCCCUUGCUUCCACGCGUAUUCUCGGACGUGUACUCAUUUGCCAACGCCCACUUUGAGAUGGGCGACGAAAUAGCCCCCGGUUCACCCUAUCUACCACCGCUUAGGUCCUCGUUAGGUCGACCACCCAAAGGCGUCAUUGGCUGGCUGGAUGACCAGACAUUAUUGGUGAUUGGAUCUGGCCGAGAAGGGCGUUGGGAGAAAUUUGUUCUCCGGGACGGCGAUGAUGGGAAGAGGCAUUGCCUGCGAGAGGGAUGGAAAAGAUAUCUUGGUGGCUGA
Molecule: messenger RNA, 1089 nt
Organism: Penicillium alfredii
Lineage: Eukaryota; Fungi; Ascomycota; Eurotiomycetes; Eurotiales; Aspergillaceae
Product: phosphatidylinositol-3,5-bisphosphate binding protein HSV2
Exons: 4
Coding region: 1-1089 (362 amino acids)
Biological process (GO): protein localization to phagophore assembly site; protein lipidation; autophagy of mitochondrion
Cellular component (GO): phagophore assembly site membrane; cytosol; extrinsic component of membrane
Molecular function (GO): phosphatidylinositol-3,5-bisphosphate binding; phosphatidylinositol-3-phosphate binding; protein binding
Source: RefSeq, a predicted model, not a curated record